AUGGAACAGCCCACAAGUAAGCUGCAGUGCAAUAUUCUUAUCUCCCCAUCGCGCAUGGAUGUCCCUGCCGCCGACGACUGGUGCUUUCGCUACUGGAUAAGGGCGCAGAAAAAACACGACGGGCCGUUGCUUGUGAUGGGUGUCUGCACCGCGGGCUACGUCUUCGGUGCUGUCCUGUCAUACUAG
This is a messenger RNA of Pyricularia oryzae 70-15, 186 nucleotides long. RefSeq lists its product as uncharacterized. The record is from RefSeq and is a predicted model, not a curated record. Lineage: Eukaryota; Fungi; Ascomycota; Sordariomycetes; Magnaporthales; Pyriculariaceae. The coding region runs from base 1 to 186 and encodes 61 amino acids. The transcript is spliced from 4 exons.